Molecule: messenger RNA, 1983 nt
Organism: Paramecium tetraurelia
Lineage: Eukaryota; Ciliophora; Oligohymenophorea; Peniculida; Parameciidae
Exons: 4
Biological process (GO): retrograde transport, endosome to Golgi
Cellular component (GO): trans-Golgi network
Source: RefSeq, a predicted model, not a curated record
AUGUUUCAAAAUAAAAUAGAGUAAUCAAAAACAGCAUUCUUUUGGGAUAUUCUAUUAGGCACAUAUUCGCCUUAACUACCACAUCCUUCAUUGAAUGAAAUAAAUAAAACAUUAGUUGACCAACCACAAUAUCGAACUUUAAAAAUGGAUAUCCCAAGGACUCGUUCUUAAUUACUUUAACCUCAAAUGCAUGGCAUUCUAGAAAAAAUAAUUGUUUUCUUUUGUUAAUAGGAAAAUAUUAGUUACAAAUAAGGAAUGAAUGAAAUAUUUGCAGUGGUAGCAGUCUUUAAUGAAAGUGGACUAUCAUGGGAGAAAAUAUACGAAUAUUCUCGCAAAAUCAUUCUUGAUAACAAUUUCUUUAAAGAUGAAGAGUUCUUGCCUUUGUAAGUGGCCUUCUAGUGGAUUAAUUUGCUACUCAAAUUUCAUGACUUCCAAUUGUAUGAUUAUUUGGAUAAAAAUUUACUAUCACCAGAACUUUAUGCUACUCCCUGGUUGCUGACUCUAUUUGCAAAUAAGAUGUCAUUGGAAUGCACUUAUCUUCUUUGGGAAAUGCUUUAUAUCAAAAAGGAUUAACUCAUGAUAUACUUUUUUGUGAUUGCCGUUCUGAUCUACUUCAGAUAGAAACUACUAUCCAUAGAUUCCUCACUCUUGCCAUAAACCCUAAGUGGUAUCUACAUAGACAACGUUGAAACAGUUAAGAACAUCUACAAAAAAGCAGUCGAUUUAAAAUUGAACACUCCCUCUUCUGCAUGUAUUCCUUGCAAAAUAUUUGAUCUACCAAAAGAAGAGAUUAAAAUACUAAUGGAUUACUACUCAUAACUCGAUUGUUUGACUCUUCACUUCACUGAAUCUCUAAAACUGGAGACUAAUUAAUGUCACUUUUGUUCUAAUAAUGGGUGUGCUCAAUGCAGAGUAGUACGAAUGCCUCCUGAAAUGAAAUGCUUCAUCUAGUCAAACAAACAUCUACAAGAAUUAGUUCAAUAUGUUGGAGGACCCAUUAAAUAAUGCAAGAUUGUAGACAAAGUCCAGAAUCUACAAAAUAUAAUUCAGAUAAUUAGAUAUUCAAAGUUUCAAUAUGAAUAGUAUAUCCAACAGAGUUAUGUUUGUUUUCAACAAUAACAAUCAUCGCAUUAGAAUACUGAAGAGGAUACUAUAAGUACUAGAUCAUAGAAUAGUUUUUAUAACUCUUAAAUUAUAGUUCCUUUUAAGUUCAAUAAGCUGCAAUUGCAAUAACAGUUGUAGAAACAACCAGAUGAUUAAUUUGAUUCUAUUCGAUCCUAAGAAUAGACAAAUUAAUAGCAAUCUUCAUCAUAUAGAUAAUCAUCGAUUAUGGAAUCCAACGUUUUGCAGAAUAUACAUUUGAAUAACAGUUCACCUAUUGAGAUCCAACCACUUAUUCUAAAGAAGGAUUCAAGGACGAACUCUUUAAAGUAAGAUCCAAUCAAAAGAUAUGAAAACAAAGGAUUGUUCAAGAAAGUGAUUAUGGAAAUAAAUCAGCUCAAUAAUAUUAAGUUCCACAUUUUUAGAUGUAAACUGAUUGGAACUCAAAAACAAAGAAUACUGAUUAUAAAUUAGGGAUUCAUCUGUUUGGUUAAAGAAGAUAAUUCAAUUUAUUCCAGAUUAUAGGGAAUCUAAUAAUUAAAAUCAAAACAAUCCUUAAAAACAGAACAAUAAAGUCAAUCAAUUUCGAUUCAAUAUCUUUAUUACAUGAUAUUUUUAAAACGAAUCAGCAGUAAACGAUUAAAUAGCAAUGUUAUCUCAUUUUAUUUUAAGUAACCAAUUGUGAACUCUUAGUAAAAUAUCAACCAUCGAUUUUUUAACUUGUUUAAAGAAUUUCAUGUGAUCAUAGACGAUGAUUACAUCAAUGAGGCAAAAAGAAUGAUUAAGACAGAAUAUAAAAUAACGCUCGAAAUGUUAACGACAUAAGAAGCGUAAAAUUGUAUAGAAAUGGGUAAGCAAUAUUACAAGCAAUGUUAAUUUUGA